Molecule: messenger RNA, 1026 nt
Organism: Castor canadensis (American beaver)
Lineage: Eukaryota; Metazoa; Chordata; Mammalia; Rodentia; Castoridae
Source: RefSeq, a predicted model, not a curated record
AUGCCAAGAGGGCAGAAGAGUAAACUCCGCUUACGCGCCAGGCGUCAACAAGCUCCUGGGGAGAGACAGGAUACAUGUUGUGAGGCAACUGCACAGGAGGAGGUGGAGUCUUCCCCCUCCUCUACUCCUGUUGGGGAGAGCACUCCCUCCAGCUCACCUGUUGUCUGCACUCUCCAGGAGUGUCAGGGAGCAGCACUCUGUGGCUCUCCUGAUGCAGGUCUUUCCUGCGAAUGCUCUGAUGUAGGUGCCCAGUGUCCAGAGGCAGGUGCAGAUGACAAAAGUUCAAGCACCUCCCAGGAGGCAUCCUCCACUCAGAGCAUGCGCAGAGAUCCUCUUGGCAGGAGAACCAAUAUGUUGGUGCAGUUUCUGCUGGAAAAGUAUAAAAUGAAGGAGUCUGUUAAACAGGCAGAUAUGCUAAAAGUGGUCAGCAGGAAGUACAAGCAGCACUUCCCUGACAUCUUCAGGAAAUCUUGUGAGCGCAUGGAGCUGGUCUUUGGUAUUGAGGUGCAGGAAGUCAACCCCAGCAACUAUAUGCUUAUCAGCAAGCUGGGCCUCUCUAGUGAAGGUAGUAGGGGCUUGCCGAAGACCGGCAUCAUAAUGACGCUCCUGGGUGUGAUCUUCAUGAGGGGCAACCGUGCCACUGAGGAAGAGAUAUGGGAUUUCCUCAAUGCCUUGGGGAUAUAUGCUGGGCAGAGGCACUUAAUCUUUGGGGAGCCUCGAAAGCUCAUCACCAAAGAUUUGGUGCAGGAAAAGUACCUGGAGUACCGUCAGAUACUUGGCAGUGAUCCUCCCCGCUAUGAGUUCCUAUGGGGUUCCAGAGCCCUAGCUGAAACCAACAAAAUGAAAGUCCUGGAAAUUUUGGCCAAGAUCAAUGAUACAGUCCCCAGGGCCUUCCCUGUUCUGUAUGAUGAGGCUUUGAGAGAUCAAGCAGCGAGAACAGGAGGGAGAGUUACAACUGGAGCCCUUACUGUUGCCAGGGCCAGGGUUCCUUGCAAGGCCAUGUCUCACAGGGCCACCCAAAUUUAG